This is a messenger RNA of Culicoides brevitarsis, 3721 nucleotides long. RefSeq names its product RNA polymerase II-associated protein 1. Lineage: Eukaryota; Metazoa; Arthropoda; Insecta; Diptera; Ceratopogonidae. The record is from RefSeq and is a predicted model, not a curated record. Gene Ontology annotation, biological process: transcription by RNA polymerase II. Bases 52 to 3390 code for a protein of 1112 amino acids. The transcript is spliced from 7 exons.
UUAUUUUUUUUCCGAUUUUUACAUGAAAUUACGCAAUAACAACAGCUAAAAAUGAUCAAAAGACCUUCCAAAGACGAAUCCGAGCGUGAAUUACUUCGAAUGCAACGAGAAUAUCUCGCAGAAAAACGAAAAAAUAAAGAAACUCAACCGGCUGCCAAAUUUGUGCGCCUUAACAAAGACGGAGUUGAAGAACCGAAAGAUACACGUUCAGCCUUCGCUCGUUCUCGUAACAUCAAAAAAUCAUCAGAAAAGACGUCGAAAGUUGUCAUCGGAGACAUUGUAGAACGAAAGGAUCCCUUUAACGAAGACCAAUUCAAGGAUUUUGAUGAAGAUUUGAGCUCAGAAGCAUUUCCAAAGCCAAUUAAAUUGAAUUUAAAUGACUUAAAAGAAGAAAAUUCAGACAAAACGAGUCUUUUUGGGAAGACUCUCAAACUAAAAACGAAAGAAAAUGCCAAGAAAAAUCAAAUUCAUGAGAAAAUCGGGCAGAAAAGUGUCUUGUUACAGGGAAGUGAUGCAGCUGCAAUUCAUCAAGAGAACAUUAAACGCUUGGAAAACCUCUCAGAAGAAGAAAUUAUGAAAGAAAGGGAAGAAUUGCUCAAAAAUAUUGAUCCAAGUUUAAUUGAUUUUUUGAAAUCGAAACGUUCAAACACAAAAAUUGAAGAAAAAUCAUCAGAAAAUGUCAAAAUGGACUUUGACGAGGGUUCUUUGGAAGAAAUUUCCAUCGUCGAUGACCUCACAAAGCACGCAGAAACCCAAAAUUGGUUACAUUUCGACGUUGUAGAGACCGAAAAGCUUCAAUGGACCAAAAAUGUCGAUGAAAAUCUCAAAAAACUCAAGCCGGGGGAGCAUUUUGAGGCACGUUUCGACUGGAAAGGCGUCUUAUUGCCCUAUUCUGACCUCGAAAGUGACAAAGAUGAUCGUGAAUUGUACUUGCAUGGCGAUGAAGCGCAUCGUCCCGGAUAUACUUUGCAAGAAUUAUUCCGUCUUGCACGCGCCAAUGUCUUGCAACAACGAAUUUCUGCGUUAAAUUCCAUCGCGGGCAUUUUAAACAUUUACAAUCAAGGAUUUUACGACGGAAUUCUCGAGUUACCCAUUUCGAAAAUUUUCUUUUUUCUCCGUUUCGCGAUGGAUGAAAACACGCCAGCAAUUGUCGAAGCAGCAUCUCGAGCUUUGGCGUAUCUUUUCUACAACGACACCGACGAAGUGCUUUUAGACACGAUUUUUGAAGCGGCAACGGGAUUGCAUCAACCGGCGAUGGAACGAAAUAAAACUUCGGAAUCAGAUCCGCUCGAAGAUGCCUUUGCUGAAAUGAGUCUCGAAGCAAAACCUUUCACGAGCACGUUGAACGACACCGAAGACGAUUUCGACAAAGAAAAGGAGUCGAUGAACGAUUUUCAUUUAGCGGAAACAGAUUUAAUGGAAUGUCUUUUGAGGACGAACAUUUUGGAGAGAAUUCGUUAUAUUUUGAUGACAAUUAAGCCAGAAGCUCCGACAGUGAAGGCUUGUUUAAAAAUAUUGAUCAGAAUUGCGAGGACAAACAAGGAAAUGGCGACGAAAAUUUUGCGGAUGGAAAAUUUGAUGAAAUUUUUGGUUGAAAAAAUGGAAGAUUCGUUGGUUGUGAAGCUAUUUCGCGUUCUUGGAGCGUACGAUGUGAGCUUUUGUGUCAAGUUGGCAGAGAUUGGGGUCUUGGAAGUUGUUAAAACGUUCAUUUUUAGUCGAAAGGAUAUUAAUACCCGCUUAAUUCAAAUGCAAAUCGAAACAUUCAGAUUUAUUCGUCUCUAUCUGACGUUAAUUCCAGACGAAAAACUAUACACCGAUAUACUUCCUGCCAUACGUUACAUGCUUGAAUGGCACUACCAACAUCUCAUAUUUGAGGAAAACGGUCCAUUUAUCAUCCGACAACAUGCAACAGCGGCACUAAAUCUCCUUUUGUGUGGCGAUGUAACGCAUUGUUACCCGCUUUUCGUGGAUAUUUUCGAAUUGUCGCUCUGCAAAUGGUUCAAUGCUGCAUCGAGAACGGGCUUGAACGAAUUUUCGCAGAAAUUACUACUCGCGACAUGUCUAGAUGUGUGCGGAGAGUUAAUGAGACGCGAACCAAGGCCUUUUAUGACAUUUGUAGAUAAUUAUUUUCGACUUUUCUUGGAAUCUGAAGCUUAUACAAAACUCACAGAAGAACUUCGGGACAAAGCUGCGUUACUUCAAAACCAUCGAGAUCGGUCCAACAUCCUUCCAAGUCUUCCGAAUUUGGGUUCGAUUGUCGUUCGGAGCAGAAAUUCCGUGCCUUCGCUCAUUUUUUCGAAAAAUUAUCCGACAUUUUUGCUCCAUAGCAUCCUGAAUUUUCAACGCAAAUUAUCCGGCGUGUCAGAUACGAGCGCAAAACAGCAACAACUGCUCUCAUUAAUAUUCAAUGAGCAAAUUAAAAGUUUCAUCGGCAAGUUUUUGCAAAUGCGCGCCCCAACGACACACUCAUUAAAUUGGUUUGUGAAAAUUGAAAUUUUGUUGGUGUCCGGCGUUGUAAGUGCAGCGAGAGCAAAUGCAAAUCUAAUUAGCGCGAAAAUUGUCCUGCGAAUGACGUUGCAGCUGCUUACAUGUUUGAGUCAGGAGAUGGCGAUGUCGAUACUGGAGUUGAUGGAUGACGUUGUGUUUUGUCCCGAAUAUUACGAGAAUAAGGUUGAUCUUUGUGGCAAAAGUUUAACAGUUUUUGAAUGGAAAACGCGCAUCUUGAUCUCAUCUUGGCCAUAUCACUUACUCUCCAUAUUCUUAAAUGUACUCGAAGCAGGACCAAAAGCUGAAAAUUUAAACAAAGCCCUUCCUGAAAAAGAAAUAAUCGAAACUGUGAUGAAUUUCACUUCAACACUCGAACGCAGCGACAUUCUUCUCGUAAAUCACACGGAAAUGCUGAUGUAUCUCAUGACAGCGUAUCUCGGGCCAGAUUCCAAAUUUCUUGAACCUGAAAUUAAAACUUUAUUAAUUGAAAAAUCGGAAUAUCUUAAAAAAUUCAAUCCUAAAUUUAAUUUGGAUUUAAAACUCGAAUCCCGUAAAAGCUUCGAAAGUUUGUAUUCCGUGUUUUUAGACACUUUUCAAGGAAGCAGUUAUGGCGACCCUCAUUUUAGUGCCUUGGUAAUGAUCCCGUUAGCCCAAAGUUAUGACAUAAAAUGGCGAAAACGAGUUUGGUCCGAACACAUUGCCGUAUUGAGAUUCGUCACGUGCACCGAAGAAAUGCUUUUUGGCGGCAUAGAAAAUUAUUUGAACCCAGAAGAAACUGACGUGAGUUUGCUGAAAUGUUAUCAUCGAGCAAUUGGGAAUAAUCUGCUGAGAGAAGGAACGGUCCCAUAUAAAAUUGCAGAGCAUCAUUUGAAGAAAUUUAAUGAAAGACGGAAUCAAAAAUAGAAUUUUUUAUCGAAAAAAAUGCAAAAAAAAAAGUAGAUCGUGAAUAAAUUAAUUAAAGACAAAAAAAAUCAAUUCUACAGAGAAAAGAAGAAAAAUAACAAAAAUAUUCAAAUCAGGAACCUGAUUAGUAUUUUGAUGAAAAAAAUGUUCUUUGAUCCGUGAUAAGAGGAAUUGCAGAAAUCUGGUCAUCGCCCGAGGCAAGGAAAGAAAAGUGUCUAAACAAUUUCUAAUAAAACUCGUUUCAAAACGCAAAUUUUCUGGCAUGAACACGUGUCUCACUCACGAAAUAUGAUUUCAACGUCGUUUUCCCUUUGGAAUUGUAUAAAUUACU